AACACCUCAUCUCGACCAUGAAAGACGCUUCCGAGUGUGACUCCCGCGAUACAAGCUCAGAUGACUUCGUAGACGUCCCGGCACAUCGGCGUUCAGAGGGCGACGGCACUCCAAUCAUCCCUCGCACCAUGGCGUACGACCUCAGCUUGCACCCUCCAAUCAUGGCGUACGAUCCCAAUCUGGACCCCCGAUACAAGAUCCUCCGUACGGGACAAAGACCAGGAUAUGACGAGUGGAUUCCAGCCAGCGCUCUGACUGGCUCAUUCCCACUUCACUCGACCCAGGAUGAUACCAUCACCCAAUUUAGAUGCUUCGAGGAUUAUGCCAAGAGUGCUCAAGCAGAGAGAGAUUUCGCCGAACGCAAGUGCGAGGAGAUCCAAUUCGUUGCUAUCGCAGAGAAGGAGCGUCUGCAAAAGCACUUGACUUUGGCAAAAGAAGACCUCGAGAGCAUGAGAUUUCUCAGAGACCAAGACAAAGCAGACUUAGAAAGUCUGAGGUCUUUCAGAGACAGUAUAUCGCAGGACCUCGCGGAAGCGAAGGCGCAACUCGCCGCGAUUGAGUCUCAAAGGAUCGACCCUACUUCUUCUUGUCAAACAUGUCGCUGUGUUGUCGACGAAAACCUCAGGGUUCUGUUCAAGAACAAAGACCUGGAGGCUCAGCUCGAGCAGUCCGCUCGCGAUGCUGAGAAAGCUCAGGAGUCGAUCGCUGGAGGUAACAAUACCUUUGCUGUUAUUGACAAAGUGAUUGCUAAGCAGAGGACAGAGAUCGCUGAGCAUAAAGCAGAGGUCGAUGAGUACAAGGCAGAGAUUGCUCGCUUGAGAACCAAGAUUGCUGAACUUCAAGUGUCAGAACCUUCGUCUGACAGUGUUGAAGAGAAGGAACGAGCCCAUGAAGGAUCGAUCGAGCACUCAGAGACUGUCGAGCACUGUAAAUGUUACUGUCCACUUAUCAUGCGCAUUACGGUGUGGGUGGGCGGAGCGAGCGGGAAAGAUACCGACCUUGCCCUCGUCAAGAUGGAUCCAGACACACCAUUCAAGGCAGUUCUGGAAGACAUGCGUCGUCAUCAUCCACUCAAGGUUUUGCGUCAGAAGUCAACAGGGAGAUAUAUCUUCGACUCUGAUACUCCCUCUGAUUUGGCGAUGAAAAACGAAGAAGAAUUGGAUUUCAUCCAGGAAUGUGGAGAGCCAUUGUACAUGCUGGACGCUACCACGGAUGGUGCAAAGUCUUGGAGAGGUAAGAACAGCAGGAUU
This is a messenger RNA of Aureobasidium uvarum, 1250 nucleotides long. NCBI's taxonomy places the organism in Eukaryota, Fungi, Ascomycota, Dothideomycetes, Dothideales, Saccotheciaceae. The record is from the annotation of a GenBank genome assembly.